AUGAAUUUAGGAUUCAUUGGUGCUGGCAAAUUGGCACAUGCUCUUGCUAAGGGCUUUAUAGCAGCAGGUUUGACAAAAGGUAAUCUAUUGACAGUUAGUUGUGCACCAGAAGAUACUUUGUCUGCAGAAACAUUUAAGCAACUAGGAGCAACCAUAAAUUAUGAUAAUAAAGAAAUCAUAAAAAAAAGUGAAGUAACUAUCAUAGCAGUGAAGCCAGAUGUGAUACCGCAAGUUCUAACAGAUAUUAAAGAUGUUGUCACGAAAAAAAACUUACUAUUGUCAGUUGCUAUGGGUGUGACAAUAAAACAGUUGGAACAGGGGCUUCCAGGUAACAGCAGAGUUAUAAGAGUGAUGCCUAACACUCCUGCUUUGGUUAGAGAAGGAGCGACAGUUUAUGUCAGUGGUACGCAUGCUACAGAGCAAGAUUGCGACUUAACUAAGCAACUGUUCGGUUCGGUAGGUAUUUGUGAAAGGGUUAAUGAAUACAUACUGGAUCCAGUUACGGCUUUGAGUGGAUCUGGACCAGCAUUUAUUUACACAGUUAUUGAAGCGCUAUCAGAUGGUGCAGUUCGAAUGGGAAUGGCAAGGGACUUGGCUUAUAAAUUGGCUGCUCAGACUGUAGUUGGUGCCGGUAAAAUGGUUCUUAAUACUCAGACACACCCUGGAGUUCUCAAAGACAACGUAACAUCUCCUGCAGGUUCUACAUGUGAAGGACUGCAUCAUCUUGAAGAAAAUGGUGUUCGAUCAGCAUUUAUUAAAGCAAUUGAAGGAGCAACCAAAAAAUGUAGAGAAACCGCAAAAAAACAAUAA
Messenger RNA from Nezara viridula (southern green stink bug), 810 nucleotides. Lineage: Eukaryota; Metazoa; Arthropoda; Insecta; Hemiptera; Pentatomidae. The record is from the annotation of a GenBank genome assembly.